Phlebotomus papatasi is the source of this 476-nucleotide messenger RNA. It is a transcript of the gene Cox17, whose product is annotated as cytochrome c oxidase copper chaperone. Lineage: Eukaryota; Metazoa; Arthropoda; Insecta; Diptera; Psychodidae. Gene Ontology annotation, biological process: mitochondrial respiratory chain complex IV assembly. Bases 179 to 364 code for a protein of 61 amino acids. The record is from RefSeq and is a predicted model, not a curated record. The transcript has 2 exons. Gene Ontology annotation, molecular function: copper ion binding; copper chaperone activity. Gene Ontology annotation, cellular component: mitochondrial intermembrane space.
UUUGCAAAUAGUCGUUGUCAAGGUGCCAUCAGCUACAAAAAAAUUUCCGUGAAUUUUCACACUCUGUUUUUUCACACCAAAAUCCUCCUGCUACUCCCAAAUUGUGACUCAGUCUUGUGCGGAAAGUGUGAUAAAUUAGAUUGUUAUCCCCGGCACUCUGUGAUCCGGGAAUUGAAAAAUGGGCAACAAAUUGGGAAAACAAGAUGAUAAGGCUGCUGACAAAGCCAAGUGUAAGGCAUGCUGUGCCUGUCCAGAGACCAAAAAAGCCCGGGAUGCUUGCAUUGUGGAGAAGGGAGAGGAGAAUUGCAAGGAUCUCAUUGAAGCACAUAAAAAAUGCAUGAGAGAUCAAGGAUUCAACAUUUAGAAGUGUUCAGGACGAGGCUUACAUGGCCAAAACUCUGUAAAUAAAUCCCUCGAGUGUAGUAUUAUGAUGCGCCAAUGACAAAAUAAACUGUUAAGCUUUUCUCUAGUCUCAG